This is a messenger RNA of Athene cunicularia (burrowing owl), 2555 nucleotides long. It is a transcript of the gene LGI3, whose product is annotated as leucine rich repeat LGI family member 3. The transcript has 7 exons. The coding region runs from base 21 to 1457 and encodes 478 amino acids. Lineage: Eukaryota; Metazoa; Chordata; Aves; Strigiformes; Strigidae. Gene Ontology annotation, molecular function: protein binding. Gene Ontology annotation, biological process: regulation of exocytosis. The record is from RefSeq and is a predicted model, not a curated record. Gene Ontology annotation, cellular component: synaptic vesicle.
UUUGUCUCGCUGUCAGGACGAUGGUGAACGCAGCCUUCACAGAGAUCCGAGAGGCCGCCUUCGCCCACAUCCCCUCGCUGCAGUUCCUCCUGCUCAACUCCAACAAGUUCACGUUGAUCGGGGACAACGCCUUCGCCGGCCUCUCGCAUCUCCAGUACCUGUUCAUCGAGAACAACGACAUCCAGGCACUCUCAAAGGCCACUUUCCGUGGGCUCAAGUCCCUGACUCACCUGUCCCUGGCCAACAACAACCUCCAGACGCUGCCCCGGGACCUCUUCAAGCCGCUGGACAUCCUGAGUGACCUGGACCUCCGGGGCAACACGUUGACCUGCGACUGCAAGAUCAAGUGGCUGGUGGAGUGGUUGGAAAGCACCAACACCACGGUCCCCGCCAUCUUCUGCAGCAGCCCCGGGCAGUUCGAGGGGCAGCGGAUCCGGGACCUGGCGCUGGGUGACUUCCAGUGCAUCACCACGGAUUUCGUGGUGCACCAGGUCCUGCCCUUCCAGUCGGUGUCGGCUGAGCCCUUCACCUACGCCAGUGACCUGUACGUGGCCCUGGCACAGCCCGGUGCCAGCAGUUGCGCCGUCCUCAAGUGGGACUACGUGGAGCGCAAACUGCGCGACUUCGACCGCAUCCCCGCUCACUCGGCAGUGCACUGCAAGCCCAUCGUGGCGCAGAACCAGUUGUACGUGGUGGUGGCCCAGCUCUUCGGUGGCUCCUACAUCUACCGCUGGGACACGGCCGUGGACAAGUUCAUCAAGAUCCAAGACAUCGACAGCCAGAAGACCCGCAAGCCCAACGACAUCGAGGCCUUCCAGAUCGAAGGCGACUGGUACUUCGUCAUCGCCGACAGCUCCAAGGCGGGUUCCACCAGCCUCUACCGCCUCAACCAGAAUGGCUUCUACUCCCACCAAGCCCUCCACGCCUGGCACCGUGACACCGACGUGGAAUACGUGGAGAACGAUGGCAAACCCCGGCUGAUCAUCUCCAGCAGCUCCCAAGCUCCCGUCAUCUAUCAGUGGAACCGGGCGCAGAAACAAUUCACGGCCCAGGGGGAGGUGGGGGAGAUGCUGGACGUGCAGAUGGUGAAGCACUUCAAGGUGAAGCGGGACCAGUUCCUCUGCCUCAGCCGCUACAUCGGCGACUCCAAGGUGGUGCGAUGGGAGGGGCAGCGCUUCGUCGAGCUGCAGACGUUGCCGUCCCGCGGCUCCAUGGUGAUGCAGCCCUUCUCGGUGGAGCAACGGCAGUACCUGGCCCUGGGCAGUGACUUCUCCUUCACCCACGUCUACCUGUGGGAAGAGGAGAAGCAGAAAUUCGUCAAGUUUCAGGAGCUGUCGGUGCAGGCGCCGCGGGCUUUCCGUUAUGUGCCAGCUGCCGACGUGCAGCUCCUCCUGGCUCCCAGUUUCAAGGCCAACACGCUGGUCUACCGGCACGUGGUGGUGGACCUCAGCCUCUAGCAGGGAGGCAGAGCCCGGGCUGCCCUGACACGGCUCUCGCCUGCCCCGAGAGCUGCCUGCUCCUGCCCAAGGACACGCAUGCGCCCCGCCACCCCCUUCCUCCUGCCUGCAGCCGGCUCUGCCCCGUGGUCACAAUCCCACACUCCCAGCCCCACACUUUCAUCCACCCCUCGAAGCGCAGGGCAGCACCCAGCCCCACGGCCCCGCUGCCAGGGCCAAGCCAUGGGACUCAGUUUCCCCCCUGGUAUCCCCAUGUGCAGCACCCACGGUCACCCUGUCCAGCAGCCCAGGGAGGGGAAAACAGGCCCGGAGGCUCAUGGCAGGGAGGUCUGGAUGGGGGGGACACGGGAGUGGGGUGGCAGGCAGGGAGGUGCACAGGCAGGGCCAGGCUGCCGGGGCUGGAUGGGAUGCUCCUGGGACACUGCGGAGCUCGCAGGCUGAUGGGAUCCUCUGAAGUGGGUGGGAUGCUCCAGGCAGGUGGGAAUGCCCUGAGGUGGAUGGGAUGCUCGAAGGGGAUGUGGAUGGGAUGCCCUGAGGAGGGUGGGAUGUUCGAGACCAGCAGGGUGCUCCAAGGUGGAUUCAGACAUGAUGUACAUGAUGUGGAUGGGACGCUCAAGGCCAGCGGGAUGCUCCAAGGUGGAUGUGGAUGGGAUACCCUGAGGCAGAUGGGAUGCUCGAGGUCAGCAGGAUACUCUGAGGCAGAAGAGAUGCUCGAGACCAGUGAGAUGCUCCAAGAUGGAUGCAGGUGUGAUGCACCGAGGUGGAUGGGAUGCUCAAGGCCAGCAGGAUGCUCCAAGGAGGAUGCAGACAGGAUGCCCUGAGGCAGAUGGGAUGGCCGAGGCCAGCAGGAUCUCCCAGGCUGAUGCAGAUGAGAUGCCCGAGGCCAUCGGGAUGCUCCAGGAUGUCAGGCCGCUGCCGAGGCGGUGCCACCAGCCGCAGAAGCGGGGUUGGCCCACUCCCGUCCCCCUCCAUGCACAUCCAGCAGCUCCCUGUGCCCGCAGCCCCCUGCGGCCCCGCUGCCGGGCAGGACCCAGCGUGCCAGCCGAGGUGCACGCGCCCACCCCAGCGCUCCCCACAAUAAACACACUGUGACUCCCG